Messenger RNA from Halichondria panicea, 1904 nucleotides. RefSeq lists its product as uncharacterized. The transcript is spliced from 5 exons. The record is from RefSeq and is a predicted model, not a curated record. Bases 242 to 1720 code for a protein of 492 amino acids. Lineage: Eukaryota; Metazoa; Porifera; Demospongiae; Suberitida; Halichondriidae.
ACUUUGUACACAGACACACCUUUCUGCAUAAAUACCCGAGUUCGAGUUGAGUUCGACAAAACAACUUUCAUUCUCUUGCUUGGGCGUGCGCCUGGUUAAUAUUAGAGCUUGGUGCAGUAUAUCGAACAGUAGAUCUACCUGGGACCAUACCACAGUGACACAAAAGGUAAACUUUUAGAAUGGGUGAGGUCUUAUUAUUCUAAAUUCUAUGCAUAGUACAGUCUAGUCUAGUCAAGUCAAUAUGGGGAACUGCACUUCUGGAGAGCAAACAGAACAUCAGCCAGGUGGUACGUCUUCUGACAGUUGCAUAAGGGACAGUGAUGUCGAUGAUGGUCCAGAUGGAUGCCAUGUUCCCUCAAGUUCAACCGACAAUCCUACUAACAUGCAGCUGACGAGUCCUUUUAUAAAGGAUGGCCAUGGUACGGAAGACAAGCCGAUAAAAUUCUCGGAGAUUGAAGAUAUGCUUUCGACAGGUGAUCUCGCUGUGUUGUAUCGAGGAGAAAACAGAAUUCCACAUUUUGCAGUGUUUGUCAGGCACAGUAGUUGCAACUCAUCCAAUUUCCCUCUCCUAUUGUUGAAGGGUAAAACGAAACCGCUUUCUUUCGAAAAGUUCAACCCACAUGUCUCUAGGGACGCACAUACCGUAUCGGCCACCACACGAAUAUUCUAUGGGGACUAUCGCAAAGCAGCAGUGCACCGAUUAAACACGACCAAAAAGUUCGACUGUCAGGAAAUAAUGGAAAUGAUCAAAGAUCUCGCUACUAUUUCCUUCUCAGAGAAAGAAAUUGUAGCAGUGGAAGAAGCCUCUACACCAGAAGAACGCAGUGCUAUUUUGUGCACAUUUAUGGUUGCACAUUUUUAUAAGCACAUAGGCGAGCUUGAAGAGGACCUUCAUUCAGUCACCCCAAAUAACCUCAUUUGCAAGCUCCCACUGUCUGAACCGGCUUACAUUAAGCUACCUAAAGUAAAGAAAGGACCAAUUGCAUCUGGAGAUCCCCCGUUUCUUACAAAGAUUGUUAAUGGAAUCAUGCCACCUCCAGAAAUUACCACAGUACCUUUCAACAGCAUUGCUAAUCAGCUACAAACUGGCGAUCUUGUUUUGUUCUCAGGAGCUACCAGCUCAGGAGCACUCAUCAAGCUCUUUGACCACUCUCAAUUCUCUCAUGUCGGUUUGGUUCUGAAGUUUGAGUAUGUGUCUAAGCUGUUACUAUGGGAAGCAAGCACAAACAAAGCAGGACUCGUGGACAUCAGCUCUGGUAAAGUACGACAAGGUGUGGAAUUGCUCCCACUCACUCGAAAGAUAUUCUCUGGCUGGUAUGACAGAGUUGCCAUUCGCAGACUGACUGGAAUUGAUAGUGAGAAACGAGCUCAAAUGUACGAAGAGCUCCUAGCUUUCCGAAAAGAAGUUCAAGGAAGACCGUACGAGCAAGAUACUAUUGAACUGAUACUAUCUUCAAUUGAUGUCCAAGAUAAAUACAUGAGUUUCCUUCGAAACACAGAGGAAGAUUUGUCCAGUCUGUUUUGUUCUGAACUUGUUGCCGAGGCUUACAAGCGCAUGGGUUUGCUAGGCAGUGGCAAACUCUCUAACACAUACACUCCUGAUGAUUUUACCAGUGAUAACGAUUUAAAACUGAACUUUGGAACACUUGAACCAGAAACUUACAUCGAAUUAAAGUUUGACUUUAAGAUCGGAUUUGAACGUCAAUCUAGUGUAUGGUGACUCUUAACUCCUAUAUAAUUAUACAUAAAUUUUAAUACUUUUUAUACAUAUAUAGUAUCAAGACUCAAGAGUUCAUUAUUAUAAUUUUUAUGUAUAGUUACUUUUUAUACACCAUCGGCUUUGUAGUGCAAUAUUCCUCAUGUAUAACUGUGGAAGAUUUUAGUCGGGCAGUGGAUAUGUUGAA